GAGCUACAUAUCCAAUACUUAACCUGGUACACCUAUAUAUAUCUAUAUUAAAACAAAUGUUUGCUCUGAGAAUUGAUGAAAAUGAAACUGUCAAUAGUUAUUUAAAUCUUAUUUAUAGUUCUUUAAUGCAAGUUGACAUUUUAGAAAAUGCUGAAGACAAGAAUGAUUCAAGUUCUAUAAGUAAUGAUAAUGAUAUUUCAACUGCUAAAAAUUGA
Messenger RNA from Cetraspora pellucida, 215 nucleotides. The record is from the annotation of a GenBank genome assembly. NCBI's taxonomy places the organism in Eukaryota, Fungi, Glomeromycota, Glomeromycetes, Diversisporales, Gigasporaceae.